UACAUUGAAUUAUGAUAAUUUUGUUGACGCAAAAAUGUAGAAAAUUUCAAAUGAAGCAUGAUAGAAAGCAGCUGUGAAAUAUAUAGCUCCAUUUCACCAGAAGGUGGCGCUCGGGCUCCGCGGGUUGAGGCGGUGCUGCGUGUGGAUCAAGCCGCCUGUAGGUGCUGUUUCUCGGGCAUGAAGCUCGGAGGAAUGGGGCCGUCUUCCUCUCUGACCCUGGCCCGUCGAUGAAAAAAAAAGAGAGACGGAGCAGUGAAGGGGCAGGGGAUGCACGGCAGGGCAGGAGCAACACAGCCUUACAUGCUGAAAAUCCGGACUGCUGGUGCUGCUGAGCAUGGAGAAUCCCCUCCUCUGCGGAAUAAACGCGAUCGUGGAGCCCCAGUGAGUUUGUAAAGGCGAAACAUUUGGACUUACUUUGUUUAUCGAACCGUUUGCUUUGAUACACACAUCUGCAAUGAUGUGGGCUGCGGACUGGUGUAGGACCUCUGUGAUUGUGCUCUGCCUUUUGGGAUACCUCGUCUCCGAAGCAGCCACCAAAACAUCACCGGAGGACACGGUCACACAAGAGGUGACUCUGAAGGUUCACCUGAGCGACGCCAGCACUCACCAGCCCCUGUCAGCAGCCACCAUACAGCUCUUUGCCAACCACACUCCUGUAAACACGGAAACCUCAUCGGCUGAUGGAAACGCCUACCUGCGCUUCCCGUACCGCCUCGGGACGCCGCUGGUCGUCAGUGCAACCAAACAGGGAUAUGUGCCUAACUCUGUUCCCUGGACCCCCUCCAGAUUACCUGUGUUUUCCUCAAUCAGUUUGGACCUACUCCCAGAAAGAGCUGCCACCCUGAUGGUGUAUGACGACGUUGUUCAGAUUGCGUCCAGCUUACAAGGUCUGAGAGACCAGCCCAGUGUGCAUUUCCAGCGCAGAGCUCUCCUUCUUCCCUCCAACACGUCUUACACUAACCUAACCGCUCUCCUCACCGUGACGAGCUCCUCCUCACAAGUCCAGCACUUUCCCCACCUGCAGAUUCUGGGCAGCAACAGCUCAGGCACAGAGAAGACAUUUGAGCUGACUCCUGUGGCAGCUGUCUCAGUUCACCUAUUGGCCAGCGAUGGCGCCGAGCUGCAGGUGAAUGGGCCAGUCAUGGUCUCCAUACCCCUACAAGCUGACUGCGGCCUGAAGGAAAACGACCACAUCCCUGCUUGGAGAUUUGACCCACACUCAGGGGCCUGGAUAAAAAGCAGUCUGGGUCAAGUGCGGAAGGAAGGAACCCGGCUCUCCCUGACUUACAUUGCUCCCCAACUGGGGUAUUGGGUGGCCGCAAUGUCUCCUCUACACUCAGGUCCCACGGUUGCGAGGGACAUCAGCACUUACCACACCGUCUUUCUGCUGGCCAUAUUGGGCGGCAUGGCUCUCAUCCUGCUCUGCCUGCUGUGCCUCAUGUUGUACUACUGCAGACGUCGUUGUUUGAAGCCACGAGGGUCCCAUCGUAAACUCACCCUUUCCUCUGGCCUGGACAGCAGCAAGAGGGAUCAGGCCACCUCCAUGUCCCACCUGAACCUCAUCGGCAAUGAGCUGGAACUUGUUUCCACAGCGACGGAGCCUGACAUGACCACUCCAAUGCUGAAGCCGUCCUCAUACGAGCACCAUGACAAUCAGCGUCAGCGCAGUCUGAUCCACCACAGCAAACACAGCCGGGCCUCUCUCGGCAACCACAGCCACCACGGCUCCUCCCUCGGCAAUCUGACGCCCCGCAGCAGAGACUACCGGCAGUCCGCAGAGACUUUCCAGCUCAAGCCUGCCCUCUCGUCCGGGACAGAACGGGGCUAUCGUCAGUCAUACACCUCCGUCUGCUCAUCCAGCAACCACAUUUCAGAUGUGCUGUCCUCUUCCAAUCACUGUCAGGUGUCGGCUACGCAGCUGAGCAGCAUGGGGAUUAUUGAUGGUAUCUCUCCCUCCUCUCCUCCUCACUCCCCCUGCAGGGGAGAGGGAGGGGAGUGCCGGGCUCCCGACCACCUCCUGUCCCGUUCCGUGGACCACCUGGAGCGCCCCAUCCCCCAGGCUCUUUGUCGGCCAGGCCAGCUGCUCUGCUGUGGCUCUGUGGAUCUGCUGAGCGGAGGUGAAGGGUACUCCAGAGUGCGCCCCACGCUGGUGAUCCCAGCACACUACAUGCGCCUGCCCGGGGAGCACCCCCUGUCUGGGCAGGCCCUGCUGCUGCAGGCCGACCAGCAGAGUGACCUGGAGACCAUCCAGGCCGAGCUCAAUGCCUCUCACUCUCAGCAGCCGCUGGGGCAAUCCCCCACCGACUGCACCCCACGUCCCGCCAAGCAGGGGGACGGAGAAGCUCUGGGCCUGUCCGAGUCUUUGUCCAUUCCAGCUGCGCUUGGAGAAACUGGUCUCAUGGAAAUAAACAAAGAGGACACCUUGCUGGCUGAAAAGACUUUGAUGGAGCUGAGAGGAGGGAAACCUCUGCCUCACCCGCGAGCCUGGUUCGUAUCACUGGACGGACGCUCCAACGCUCAUAUCCGGCACUCGUACAUUGAUCUCCAGCGGGCCGGCUGCCACAGCACGCAGAAUUCAGGAGAUCAGCAAGAUAACGACGGCACCGGGCGGCACGGCACCGGGCGGCACGGCACCGGGCGGCACGGCAACAGCAACGAUGCCAGUCUGGACUCCGGUGUGGACCUGAACGAGCCAAGAGUUGGGCGCAGGGGCAGAGACGCAGAGCGGGAAGACAGAGAAGUAGAGAAGGACAGAACAAAAGGUGCAACACCAGCCACGGCCUACACUCAGCUGGUGUAUGUAGAUGAUCUGGAUGGGGGGUGCAACGAGGAGAAGUGGAGCCCCCAAGAUUGCAAAAUAGGACCCAUCCUAUCAGACACAGCAGAGGGCGGCGGAGGGGAUCCGGCGCAGGGCGAUGUGGAGGGAGUAGGAAUACAAGAGGAGCCGCCCUCACUUUCCCCAACGUCUCCUUCUCCUCCUCCUCCCCUGCCAACACCAGAGGGAGUGACUUUCAGAACUGAUCAUGCGCUGCUGUCAGUCAGAGGAUCGUCCUCCCCAGAGGAUGAUGCAGCAGUCGAGGAUGGAGAGGAGGAGAAGAAGAGCCCCUGGCAAAGGAGGGAGGAGCGACCCCUGCUGGCCUUCAACAUCAAAUAACCGUCAAGGGAUAGAGCCCCAUUUUUUUCCUCCUUUUUUUGUGGUCUUUUUUUCCUUUUAUGCCAAACACUGACACUGAUUUUGGGAGUUGAUUCUUGAGUCCACACUGAUAAUUUCUCAAAGUGACCUAAAUGUUGGUGAAAUGGAACAAAAAAUCCUUGUGAAACCAGUGAGAUGUUGGUUAGCUUUAAAACACUGUUUCGCAUCAAGUCACGCUUAAAGUGGAUGGAUUUCUACACCACAAAGACAGUGAUGUCUAACAUGCUCGCCUCACUAUGCAUUCUAUUCAACUUUUAUUACCAUAAAGUCACUUUUGGAGUCUAUUUGCCACCAUUAUGGACAAUAGGAAGAAUCACCAGAAAAAAUGCUUUUGGCAUGUCUGUGGAGAAAAAAACCCACAAAGCUAUCAAUAACUAUAACUCCUCUGCUGCUCAGACAAUGAAAUGAAGGAUAUAUCUGUUUAAAUUGAAGCCCUUUGUUUUCAAAACAGCACUGAGAUCAUAACUUAGCACUGGGAUCGUUUCAGAAAUAAGCGAUGCUGAUCCCUCGUAAAGUUUGAGAAGCUUUUGUGAAGUGAAACGGUUCGACAUCCUUGGGACAUUAGAUAUGAAUGCAACACUCAUGGGGCAUGAUGUACACGUUUUCCUUGGGGGACACAAAUUGGUUGUGAGGCCAAGAAAUUAUGAUACUUUAUGCACAACGAACAUAUGCCUUUUUUUUAUACAUAUAUAUAUAAAUAGCCUUGUAAGCAUAAAUGAUCUGUGGUAUAAAAGUUACUGGGUGGUUCUCAAAACGCUUUUUUCCUGAGCCAUAUUGGCACAAUCCAGGAACAAACUACAGACAAUUGAAGUGAGAUUGACACCCACGUUCAGGCAUAGUAAUAGUUUUUUGGUUAGUUUUUUCUCCUAAGGUUGUGGAGCUUAUAUAUGCACAGCAGGGCGGGUGACUCUCUUUGCACAGCCUGUUUGUGCCACUACAGCAGAAUCAGCCUAGUCAUAAACAAGUAAUUCCUGUACUUGGUGACUUUCAGUAUGUUGCUAGAGUUUAAUCUAGCCUGGAGGGGGAAUCUGCGGGUGUUUACAUGAACCCCCGAGGGGAUAAAGUUUGUGAGGCGGCUGAAAUUAAACCACUACCUGCUCUUUAGCAUAAUCAGAUAAUGUGACACACCACUUUGCUUCUUGGUGAGGAUUCAUCAGCGCAACUAAAGAAGUUGUGGUUCCACCCUAAAUAAUUGUGAAAUCAGUUGAUAUGAAGGGUUUUGUAACCGUUGAUUCACUGAUUUGCUUCUUUUUUUGUGCUCUUAAGGCUAUGCAUUACUUUUAUAUGGCUGCUUGAGAUGCCUAUUUUAAUUUUUUAUUUUAAUCACUAUGAUUUUUAAAUGCCAACAGGAAGUAUUUUACCUAAAAAAAAUUGCCUUUUUAAUUUUGCUUUAUUUCUUCGAAUAUGUUAAGGGCUUCUUUUCUUCCUUACCUGUCUUGUUGUUAAAGCUAAAACAAACACUGCAUAAUGUUUAACCCCAAAACAAAGCGCUAGCUGUGUUUCCCCUUAAUUUAGUUUAGUUUUUAAACCAGCAACCUGCAAUGACCCAAGUGCCUUUGAACAACCCGGUUCUGCAAGGAAUUGGUUGGCUACAUGACCUUAUUUAUUUCUCACCUUCUUUUGCCUUCAGCUGUUCUCCUCUACCUCAGCCCUCCCCCUCUGAAGCUUGUGAAACUUUCCUCGGCUGUGGCGUUGUACAGGCUACACUGCAGACAUCUCAGAAAAUGUCUACCAGCUGCUGCAAUUGUAAACCCCGUAAAGUCAUCGGCAAGGCACAAAUUCCUCUCAGCGCAAGCGGUUAAGGGUCUGCAGAGGCGUCCAGUGGAGCACAGGAAAAUAAAACUUCAGCGUCAUUGGAUGUGAAGCUACACUGCUUUUUUUGUUUUGUUUCUUUGUUCCCCAAGCUUGUUUUUUUUCCAAUAAUUUUUUGUUUUUUGGGAUGAAUGUUUGUCUCGAAUGUCUUCGUAGUGGUUGUAGUGUCAUUUUGUGACGCUCUGUCUGAGAAUCAAGAUCCCUGUAGUCAUAGCAAUCAUAUAACAGUGUGUAUAGUUCUUUCUUUACCUCUGCCGGAUCAAAAAUGGUGUGUGAGCUGGUGUUCGAAUUACUUUUUCUUUCUCAGUAUCCCACAGCAUCCUCCAGUUCUUGGGUGGAGUAGCAAUACAGCAUCCUGAGUGUGUAAAUCGGCUGCUUGUGUUAUAUUUGAAGCAUAUUAUUCUAAAUAAAAAACCAAACUGGAUACAGGUGUGUGUGUCUGUAUUUAAAACCACAAGA
Menidia menidia (Atlantic silverside) is the source of this 5464-nucleotide messenger RNA. Lineage: Eukaryota; Metazoa; Chordata; Actinopteri; Atheriniformes; Atherinopsidae. The record is from the annotation of a GenBank genome assembly.